GAGUAAAAAUAGCAAUUAACUGCUGCACUUUAGGGCAAGAUAGUGAUCUUCCUAUGUCAACUACUGCUAGCUUUAAACAUUAAAUCAAAACGUCUCUGAUAUGACAUUUUAACGGGAAUUAUUAAAGAACCUUUGCAAACUUAAUUAAUGUAACAUUAGAACUGCGUAUUUGCUUGAAACAAGCUAUGCUAACUGUUGUAGAAGGGCAAUGUCAGGCCUAGUUAGAAUCCUUACAAAUUGUGAAAUGAAAUAAGUAAUUAAACAUGAAAUUAUUUUUCGAAACAAUAUGUAAACAACUCAGAAAAUGGGGGUAACUUAAGACUUUAGACACGAUUGAUAUGACAAGUGCAAACUAUUUAUCGUUCUCUAAAGCAAAGACGGAAACAGGGCAGAGGAUCUAUUUCGUUUCACGUUCAUACUCUUUGGCAGACGUUCAUUGGACCAAUUGGUGUGGAGGGGGGCGUGGCCUGCGGCAAACGAUCAGGCAUCGAGCUGCGGUUCUGGAGGAGAGCAGCAGAGAGACACAUCCAUCCAUCAAACCAAACACCAUUUAUCGCUGGCUUUGGUCCGUGCUGCGAUGUUGAUCCUGGACGUUUUCUCCCCGCUCCUCCUCCUCCUCUUAGUCCUGUUGCCGCGCUACGGUUGCCGGGCGGCGGACAUUCCGGAGGACACGACAUCAGAGUUCUCGGUCAGACUGUACCACCGGCUGCAGGCGGCGGGGGACCAGGACAACAUCAUCUUCUCCCCGCUCAGCGUGGCUCUGGCCCUGGGCAUGGUGGAGCUAGGGGCCCGGGGGGCCUCGCUGGAGGAGAUACGACAGGCGGUGGGCUUCAGUCAUCUGCUGCCAGGUGUGGAGUUCUCUUUGCUGCAGAACCUGACAGCGGCGCUGUCCGAAGACGACUCCCACUACGUGAUCCGGUUCGCCAACAGCCUGCUCCUGCAAGAAGGCAUCACGUUCAACCCGGAGUUCCUGCACCUGAUGAAGAAGUACUUCCAGGCUGACGUGGAAACCGUGGACUUCAGCGAAUCAGCCGCCGUGGCCGAUCAGAUCAACAACUGGGUGGAAAAUCACACCGAGAGUAAGAUCCGGGACCUGCUCUCAGCUGAUGACUUCAGCAGCGUGACCCGCCUGACCCUGGUGAACGCCGUCUACUUCAGGGGCUCCUGGAAAAACCAGUUCAGGCCAGAAAACACCAGGACCUUCUCCUUCAGCAGAGACGACGGCUCCGAGGUCCAGACGCUCAUGAUGUACCAGCAGGGAGACUUCUACUACGGUGAGUUCAGCGACGGCUCACAGGAGGCCGGCGGUGUAUACCAGGUGCUGGAGAUGCCGUACGAGGGGGAGGACAUGUCCAUGAUGAUCGUUCUGCCACGGCAGGAGGUUCCUCUGGCCUCACUGGAGCCCAUCAUCAAAGCAGCGCUGCUGGAGGAGUGGGCCAACAAUGUCAAACGGCAGAAGGUGGAGGUCUACCUGCCCAGAUUCAAAGUGGAGCAGAAGAUCGACCUGAGGAGCACGCUGCAGGAGCUGGGAAUAAAAAAGAUCUUCACCAACGACGCAGAUCUGUCCGCCAUGACAGAUGGUAAGGACCUGCACAUUGGGAAGGCAGUGCAGAAGGCGUACCUGGAGGUGACGGAGGAGGGAGCAGAGGGAGCCGUUGGAUCAGGAAUGAUCGCCCUCACCCGGACUCUGGUGUUGUACCCUCAGGUCAUGGCCGAUCACCCGUUCUUCUUCGUCAUUAGAAACCGGAGGACAGGGACCAUCCUCUUCAUGGGCAGGGUCAUGACCCCCGAGGUCAUCGACCCCAACGACCAGGACUUUGACUCCAUGUAAACACAGAUCUCAGAUCCUGACGUCAUAAACGCUACCUAUCCUCUAUCGCCAUCUUCAGCUGUGUUUUAUACUCCUUUAAAAAAAAUAUAACACGAUAUAUUAUAUAUUGAAAUAUGGCAUACGACAUAUAAGCGUGACUGUGUUUUGAUACUGGAAGCUUUAAAACUAUUGUAUACAGACAAGCAGAACUAAGGAAGAUGUACAUAUUCUCUGGUAACCAAACGGUUUGUAUAUGAGGAAGAUGAAAACACACGUAAUCCACGCACAACCCCUUUAAGUUCAGCAGCUUCAAACUCACCUGCGCCCACACACACACAAACACAACACACACACACAUCGACAAAAUAUUUAUACUCCAGACACUUUAAUUACAUCCCUGUACAUUUGACAUUGUGGUCUAUAUUUACACAUAUACUCAGUAUUUAUUGCAGAAUAGACAUUUUGUCCCUAUAGGGAAUGCGAACCGCGGUGCAUUCUGGGGCAUCGCGGCCAUCUUUGGAGGAUAGCAGCAGCCAUCAUUAUCUAUCAGCAUAGCAGAAACAGAGGAGCGUUAUUUAAAAAAAUCAGUUCAUUAAUUACAUCUGUCCGUAUGAAUUAAGAGAAGAACAGACCGAUCACUCUUACUGAUGUCGGUCCUGUACAGGUUGAGUCCACGGGUCGCUAGUAUCCUCCAAAGAUGGCCGACUUGCCGUUGAUGGCGUCACACUCCCAUUCCCUACACACUGAAUCUUAGUAAUACACUGACAGUACUCUAGUCAUUUUUUACACGGUAGGGCACACUGCUGAUGAACUAAUAUGCCUUAUCACAUCUGAGUGGUUGAUCAGGCCCCAGCUGGGCAUCUCACAGGUGAGCAGAGGAGGCUGCGUAACUAAGGCGGGUUGCUAUGGAGACGGACCGGAGCAUGCAGGCACUGAAGAAGAUCUGCUGCACCAUAUUCUGGAUGUACAUACAGGGAGAAACAGAAACACCAGCUGUAGUCAAGUCUUUUACUCAAUAAAACAUGAAUGUGUUCCCAUUUAAACAAA
Messenger RNA from Eleginops maclovinus (Patagonian blennie), 2857 nucleotides. RefSeq names its product serpin peptidase inhibitor, clade I (neuroserpin), member 1 (gene serpini1). The transcript is spliced from 9 exons. Gene Ontology annotation, molecular function: serine-type endopeptidase inhibitor activity. The record is from RefSeq and is a predicted model, not a curated record. Gene Ontology annotation, biological process: negative regulation of endopeptidase activity. Lineage: Eukaryota; Metazoa; Chordata; Actinopteri; Perciformes; Eleginopidae. Bases 578 to 1831 code for a protein of 417 amino acids.